AUGAGUCACGCCGAAGCGAGUGCGCUGUUGAACCGCGCGACGAGUGCGAGCACCGUCGACGAUGAGCUCGGCACCGAUCAAACCCUCGACCAACUGACCGCCUUGAUCAAGCUACAGCCGGCUCUCAUACCCGUGGGUGUACUCCUCCACUGCAGAACUACCUCCACUUCACACUCACACGCCACGAUUCUUUCUCAGGGCAUCUGGCCAGCCGUACUUCGUUCGGUCACCGACCCUCGCUCGACGCGGCUGUUCAACUGGGCCACACAAGUCGUGCGAUACGCGCUCACCUUGAAUGUGCUCGCGGUCGACACCAGGAUAAACCGUGCGUUCCUGGGUGGGCAAAGUCGUGGCCUUCCUGCGCGACGCCCGCGCUGAUUUCCCCCGGACAAGCAUCGCACAGUGUCGCUGCUGGCGCUGCCCGCGAUCAAGACGACCAUGACCUAUGCUCGCGAUACGUCGAUCCAAAAGAUUGGGCUGCAAUGCUUUGCGUCGAUAUACCCACUCUUGUUCAAAUACGCGUAAGUGCGCCAUCUGGGGCUCUGGGCACUCAGGCGUCGAUUAUGAAUACCCCUCCGCUUCUCCAGAUGCUCGGGUAACGACCAGCAGACUUGGAUGACCGUCAAUGGCCUCAAGAUGAUCACGUUGGAGAUGUGGAGGGAUACCCAGAAGGGCAAGACCGGAGGAAAGGUCGCUGCCGUCAAGGUCUUGCAGAGGAUCAUCCAGACUCAGACCAAAGCGACUUCGGAUCCGAGGGUCAGUGCCGUCAGAUCACAGGCAGGUGGCGACAUUGGCUUAUUCCUUCUUGGCUCGACUCCAAACAGCUCCAGCGAACCGUCCAAGAACCCAACUUGCUCAUGUGCAACCCGAACCACGCGUUCCUCAAACCCGUCCAACUCGAAGACGAGGCGAACAAGUUGUUCGAAGAAGCCAUCACGACCCUCUUCACCUCGGACGACUCGGACCUCGUUUCGGCCCUCGUUUCAACCCUGACCGUCUUGGUCAAGUCCAGAACCAGUUUCGCGAGGUUGGUAGUGACCGCUUUAACGCAUUGGGUCCCGACGGCUUUGGUGGGGAAGGUGACGCCUACGCAGAUCAGGAGUACGGAAAAGAUCGUCAGAACGUCGUUGACCCAUUUGCUCAAGUGAGUAUGCAUCUUUUUGGGUGGGGUCACCUUUCCCAGUUCGUUGACCAUCUCGUAUUCAUCCAGGACGAACACGAUCGCCCCUUUCGCCUCCCAAGUCACCGACUUUCUCCAACGCCAAGCAGUACGAAUGGACGCCGCCGCUCUCGAGGCGCGUCAACAACAAGAGAAACUCCUCCUCGAACAAGCGCGUAAGCGACAACUCCAAGAGACGGAAGCCUCCAUCGCCGCAGCGACGAAAAGGAGAAGGACCGACUCGCCGAACGCCGAAGCGGGUCCGUCAACGUCGACGACGGCGCUCAUCAAUUUGAGAGAGGUUUUCACGACCACGGAUGGCACACCGAACGCGUUGGCGCAGUUUGAUGCGAGUAUCUUGCCGUUGAAUGUGUGCAUCGAUUUUCUGGUCGCGACGAUGCAGCAGGUAGAUGCGGCGGUCUUGGCGAGAGGGAUCGAGGUGGGUUCACGGAAAGGUUUUACCCUUGACGAUGAUCGCGACUGAAGAUAUCGGAUAUCUGGUGGGCAGGCCGCUAAAGCACGGCUAUCUCAAGCCUCGGCCGUAGCUUCGACGUCGACAUUACCGACCGAGGAAGUGGAAACCAAAGAUGGAGCUCGAGUCAUCGGCAAAGGGCGAGCGCGCUACGAAGUCUACGACCCAUUGAAGAUCGACCUGGGUGACGACGAACUUGUACUCAAGACCGACGAGCCCGAAACUACAGUACCCACACGGACGAAGGAUGAGAUCAGAGCUUCUCGAGAUGAGGGGAGUGACGACGAGGACGAAGGGGACGAUGAGGACGAGGAUGAUAGAGCUUUGCCCGUCGUUGAAUUCGACUCGGCAUUGACUUCAACGACGAUGAAGGAAUUGAUGACGAGCAGUGAGAUGACACCGCUUGAAAAGGACGAGUACUUAGUGAGGGGUGUCAGAAGGUUAUGUCAGAUCGGUGCGGAGGGAGGCGACGAGCUUUGGAUCAGUCUGGUGGCGAGGUUGGUGACGAGGGGGAUCGGGGAGGAGGAGGGGGAGGGGGGAGGUGCUUUGGGGGAUAGAAUGAGGGAGGAGAUGUUGGAGUUCGUGAAGGAGGAUCCGAGGAAUAGGAUGGAGUUUGCGAGGAAGUGGUUGAAUGAGGAAUGGUUCGCGGAGAAGAUGGCGAUGCGGACUAAGGAGGGGAGGAAGGAACGAGGGGAAGGGCAUAAGGUCGGUGAACAUCUCGUCUUUCUCUUCUGCCUCAAGAUCAUCGAGGCUGACCGUCGUCGAAAUUUGAACAGGAACGGACCUAUGACAUUUGGUUACGCAAGCUCUUGGCGCACAUCAUGUCCAAGAGCUCGAAUCGGGAUCGAGGCUUCACCCAGUUCGUCAUCGACUUGCCCGACUUGCCCGUCGACGAGGUGGAGAAAUUGGGGCAAAUGUGUAUGAAGAAGGAACAGUGAGUAUGAUAUCUCAUCGCACGAGGCUCCAGGUUUCAUGGCUGACUUUGUCUUGUGAUCGGUGAGCAGGGUGCAAUUGGGCUUCUCGGCGCUGAGAGAAUUGGCCGUGCUUCGGCCACCAUUUCGACCUGCGGCUGUGGAUGUCUUGUUAUCGUUGACGACCCAUAAAGGUCAGUUUCACAUUGAAGUGCCAUCUAUGAUGAUUGGAAACCUAAUUGGAAUUCUAAAUGUCGUACGGUGCACUAAAUUGCCCAGACAAACCUACUCGUAACGCGGCGAUCAACACGGUCAAGAAAUGGGUCCCCGAUUCGGCCGCGCUGUCCCCGACCAUCAUUGAUUUUGCCCUCUCUCUCAUCUCCCGGAUGGAAGUCGCACCUCUGACAAAAUCAGAAGAGUCUAAGAAGGAGGAUGGUGCAGAAGAUGGUGAAGUCGAUAUGGCGAUGGAGGUGACACCACCACCGGAAGAACAAAAGCCCGUUUUCGCCUAUGCGCUCGUCAAGGAUGCUCGGGUCGUCGAUCGUUUGGACCCGCCGGAGAGUCGAGAGGAUGUCGUGAGACAUGUCGAGUUGCUCUUUGCGCUGUGUCAUAAGCACCCGCAUUUGCUUAAACAGUACGUGCAGCUUCAUCGCGAGGAUCAGCAGUUGAUGAAGAUGACUAAUGAUCAGGAUGACGGGCGGCAUGGUACAGACUCUUCACCGCCUUCGCGACACUCCAACCGAUGGCCCAAGAACACAUCCUGUCCCUCAUCACACCACUCAUCAAGUCCUUAGGCAUCACCAACCCCGAACUGCUCAAAGCCAUCGACCUCGCUCCCGAGGGCUCGGAUGCACUCUUGUUACGUGUGCUGAAUCUACUCGGGGAGAAGUUGCCUCGGUUGCCGUCGGGCAUCAUUCAGAGUUUGAAGAAGAUUGCCAAAGAGAGGGUGCUGGACCCGCAGUUCUACGUCAUGAUUGUUUCCGAAUGUGACAAGGUGCGUUUGAGGGACCGAAUCAAGGUGCCGUGCACCACCCAACUGACCUUGGAGGUGCUUUAAAAAACGCUCAGGAUGAACUUAAGGCAUACAUCCCUCGCAUCAUUUCUUUACUGGACUGUACGCCUGAGCGGAAAGCCUUGAUCCGAUCCGUCUUCCUCGCUGCUACCGCACCGCCUUCAGAGAAAGGCGCGAUGGCAAGUAGGAGCAAGAUCAAGCUCUUGACGGCCGUCGAGUUGAUGUCGGUGUUGCAUCAGAGCGAUGCGAUCAGUGGGAUUAAACCUGCGAUCGAAGGUAAGUCACACCUUGGGAGGCUUUGCGUGUCCCUCACUUUGUGAAGAAUAAGUUGCUCAGACCAGAUUUCAUUCCCCACAGCCAUCUCAAUCUGCUUUUCCAUGACGGACGCCUUCCGCCCUGAAAUCCUCUCCUCCUUCAUGCAAUACACCCUCGACAGCUUCUCCACCAUACCCACCCUUUUCCUGCGUACGGUCAUCCAAGCCGUGUCGACCUACAAAUCCGCCCUAUCCCCCUUCAUCUCCUCCACCCUCCUAGUCAAACUCAUCAAUAAACAAGUCUGGCAAUCCCCACCCGUUUGGGAAGGCUUCAUCCGUUUAGCCAAAGUCGUCCAACCGGGCAGUUUCAAGGCUUUGUUGUUGUUACCCAGGGAACAGUUGGAGGAUGUGGUCAGACGACAAGCGGGUUUGAAAGAGGGGUUGAGAGAGGUCGUUCAAUCGGGGAUGGGACCCGUCGGGGAGGCGGGGAAGGAGAUUAUGGAGAUCUUAGGGGAACCAAAGGAAGAGACCGUGCAGCAACAGGGCUUAGAGGAGUCGAUAGCCGUGCAGGUUCAGUCCUGA
Molecule: messenger RNA, 4390 nt
Organism: Microbotryum saponariae
Lineage: Eukaryota; Fungi; Basidiomycota; Microbotryomycetes; Microbotryales; Microbotryaceae
Source: the annotation of a GenBank genome assembly